Molecule: messenger RNA, 3407 nt
Organism: Chaetura pelagica (chimney swift)
Lineage: Eukaryota; Metazoa; Chordata; Aves; Apodiformes; Apodidae
Gene: NAA15
Product: N(alpha)-acetyltransferase 15, NatA auxiliary subunit
Exons: 18
Coding region: 70-2157 (695 amino acids)
Biological process (GO): N-terminal peptidyl-methionine acetylation
Cellular component (GO): NatA complex; cytoplasm
Molecular function (GO): protein binding; protein-N-terminal amino-acid acetyltransferase activity
Source: RefSeq, a predicted model, not a curated record
AGAAAUGCACUGAAAUGGGACAAAGACAAUCUUCAAAUCUUGAGAGAUCUUUCUCUGCUACAGAUUCAAAUGAGGGAUCUUGAAGGUUACAGGGAAACAAGAUACCAGUUGCUUCAGCUCCGACCUGCACAGCGAGCAUCGUGGAUUGGUUAUGCUAUUGCUUACCAUCUGCUGGAAGACUAUGAAAUGGCAGCUAAAAUUUUAGAGGAAUUUAGGAAGACACAGCAGACAUCACCUGAUAAAGUGGACUAUGAGUACAGCGAAUUGCUGCUGUAUCAAAAUCAAGUCCUCCGGGAGGCAGGGCUAUAUAAAGAAGCCUUGGAGCAUCUUUGUACCUAUGAAAAGCAGAUCUGUGAUAAACUGGCUGUUGAAGAAACGAAAGGAGAACUCCUGCUUCAGCUUGGCAGACUUGAAGAAGCAGUUGAAGUCUACAAAGGGCUGCAAGAAAGAAAUCCUGAAAACUGGGCUUACUACAAAGGCCUAGAAAAGGCACUUAAACCAGCUAAUAUGAUGGAGAGGCUAAAGAUCUAUGAAGAAGCCUGGGCUAAAUACCCAAGGGGACUAGUUCCAAGAAGAUUACCAUUAAACUUUUUGUCGGGUGAAAAAUUUAAGGAAUGUCUGGACAAGUUUCUAAGGAUGAAUUUCAGCAAAGGUUGCCCACCGGUCUUCAAUACUUUGAGGUCAUUAUAUAAAGACAAGGAGAAGGUGGCAAUCAUAGAAGAGCUCGUGAUAGGUUAUGAAACCUCUCUAAGAAGCUGCAGGUUGUUUAACCCAAAUGAUGACGGUAAAGAAGAACCUCCAACCACUUUACUCUGGGUCCAAUACUAUUUAGCUCAACAUUAUGAUAAAAUUGGACAGCCAUCCCUGGCUCUAGAAUAUAUAAAUGCUGCUAUAGAAAGUACUCCCACUCUGAUAGAACUCUUCCUCGUGAAGGCAAAAAUCUUUAAGCAUGCUGGAAAUAUUAAAGAAGCUGCAAGGUGGAUGGAUGAGGCUCAGGCUUUGGACACAGCAGACAGAUUUAUCAACUCCAAAUGUGCAAAAUAUAUGUUGAAAGCAAACUCCAUUAAAGAAGCAGAAGAAAUGUGUUCUAAGUUUACAAGGGAAGGCACCUCAGCAGUAGAGAACUUGAAUGAAAUGCAGUGCAUGUGGUUUCAGACAGAAUGUGCACAAGCUUACAAAGCAAUGAACAAAUUUGGAGAAGCACUUAAGAAAUGCCAUGAAAUUGAGAGACAUUUUGUAGAAAUCACGGAUGACCAGUUUGACUUUCACACUUACUGUAUGAGGAAGAUUACCCUUAGGUCUUAUGUGGACUUGUUAAAACUAGAAGAUGUGCUUCGACAACAUCCGUUCUACUUCAAAGCAGCACGAAUUGCCAUAGAGAUAUAUUUGAAACUUCAUGAUAAUCCCUUAACAGAUGAAAAUAAAGAACAUGAGACUGAUACAGCAAAUAUGUCUGACAAGGAGCUAAAGAAGCUACGAAAUAAGCAGAGAAGAGCGCAGAAGAAAGCACAGCUGGAGGAGGAGAAGAAGAAUGCUGAGAAAGAAAAGCAGCAAAGGAAUCAGAAAAAGAAAAAAGAUGAUGAUGAUGAAGAAAUUGGAGGACCGAAAGAAGAACUUAUCCCUGAGAAGUUGGCAAAGGUUGAAGCACCUUUGGAAGAAGCCAUUAAAUUUUUAACACCCCUGAAAAAUUUAGUGAAGAACAAGAUAGAGACGCAUCUUUUUGCCUUUGAGAUUUAUUUUCGAAAAGAGAAGUUCCUUCUGAUGCUUCAAUCUGUGAAGAGAGCCUUUGCUAUUGAUUCUAGUCAUCCUUGGCUUCAUGAGUGUAUGAUUCAUCUCUUCAGCAGUGUAUCUGAAAGUAAGGAUCUGCCUGAUGCAGUUAGAACAGUGUUAAACCAAGAAAUGAAUCGGCUUUUUGGAGCAACUAAUCCAAAGAACUUCAAUGAAGCUUUCCUUAAAAAGAACUAUGACUCACUACCACAUAGAUUAUCAGCUGCCAAAAUGAUGUACUAUUUAGAUCCUUCCAGUCAGAAAAGGGCAGUGGAGCUGGCAAUGGCCCUGGAUGAAACCCUCAUUAACAGAAAUCUUCAGACUUGUAUGGAGAUCACAGUUAACGGAGAUAGUUCUGCAGAACCUGAAGAACUGGCCAAUGAAAUAUGAACAACUUUAUUGGAAAAAAAAAUUACAUUGGACCAUAUCUGGUGUAUAAUAUUUUUGUCACGCACCUGCUGAAUUGUUCUAACUUACACAGAGAACAGAAGGAAAAAAAAAAGUUGCCUUCAAAUAGUUUUACUUUUUUUUUUUUUUAUCCUGCUGACAAAGAAUAUAUAUAAAAUAUCUAACAUAUUACUGGAUAUAGGUUGUUCGGUUUCUUAAAAAUUAAAAGCUGCUGAAAUUGAAGAAAAAAACCCCUUCUCCUUACCUACCCAUGUUUUUAAACUAAUUUAUAUGAAAUCUGGAGGUGUACAGCCCUCAGAGCAGGUGUGUGGCAGAAAUAUUACUUUAAAUUUGUCUUGUGAGAUUACUGUUAUCUCAGACAGCAAAAACGCUGUUUUAGCACUGGAUUCUUUCACUGAGCACAAAGAGUUGUUGGGGCUUUAGCAUCUGACUGAUUUUGAUACGGGGAUGAUUCUGUCCAUAGGAAGAAGUACACAAUGUGAAUCAGAACAUACAGAGAAACCCGCAACAUACGUGUUGUGUUGUGGAUGCUGGGACAUACGGAUAUCAAGCAGAAUUAAGAAACAUAGUGUGUUCAAUAAGCUUGUUGUGUCUCUGAAGCUCACUGUACAGGAUCAGUUUGGUGUUCUUGCACCACAGUUUUUAACUGAAGGAACCAGUUAAAACUCUCUCUUUGAAUUAAACCUGGGGGGCGGGGUGGGGAGAAUCAACAUUGCUGUUCUUGAGAUGAACCUAUCAGCGUAGGUUGGCCAAACUUUUCAAAACUGUAAUGCAAGAACCAAAUAAAAUUAUGCACUGUGAUGUGGCACCAACUAAUUAGAUAGCAUGUAUUUUUCACGUAGAGUGAAAACAGAAUGAGAACAUACUAUGGCUUGAAGUUGCAAAGAGAAGAACUCCUGACUACCAUUUUGACUGAUCAAGAGACUAAUAGUUUAAAACCUCAGCAGGCCUUGUUCACGUUAUGCAGAAAAAAUAAAAAAAAGUGCUGCAGUUUAGAUACCUCUGGAACUUUUCCACAGUGUCACAGGUUUGUAAUACUUGAAGCCCUACAUUUCUAAGAAUAUAUUUCUUGCUCAGUUGUUUCAGGCAAGCCCAAGACUUUGUAAUGUUUAAGGGGCCCAAGAUUUUUUUUCAAUAACAGACCAGCUUCUUAUUCCUGCAGUUACAGAUGUAAUUUCCUUUGUCGAACAUAAGGUACCAAAUAUAAUGCAAUAAAACGUUUUGAAAAACAA